AAAAAUAACAUGUCUUCAAAAUUUUUGGCAGAAUUAUCUAGCGACUACGAAAAACUUUUUGAAACUGAAAUUGGAUAUGAUGUUAUUAUUCAUGCUGGAGAAGGACAAAAUUCGAAGGAAAUUCAUGCUCAUUCAAAUAUUUUGUGUAUUAGGUCUCAAUAUUUCCGUUCUGCAUUUUCUAAUGAAUGGGCUGAGAAAAGAGAUGGAAAAUUUAUUUUUAAAAAACCAAAUAUUUCACCUCAAUUAUUUAAUAUUAUUCUUAGGUUCAUUUAUUGUGGAAAUAUUGAAUUGAAAAAUUUACAAGGUCCUGAUGUAUUGGAGUUGUUGAUAGCUGUGGAUGAGCUAAAUAUCAAUUCGUUAGUUUCCCACAUUCAAGAAUUUUUGAUUGAACAUAAAACUGAAUUUUUACAACAAAAUCCAACUGGAAUUCUUGAAACAAUUUAUCAACAUGAAACAUUUACGGAUUUAUGGAAUUUUUGUCUUGAAAAAAUUUGUGAAGAACCUAAAAUUUUAUUCAGCUCUGAUAAAUUUAUUAAUUUAAAAGCUCCUUUAUUAGAAUUAUUACUAAAAAGAGAUGACUUAUAUAUGGAUGAAAUUGAAAUUUGGGAGAAUUUAUUAAAAUGGUGUUUUGCUCAACAAAAUAUUAAGGUUGAUUCAACAAAAUGGAGUAAAGAAGAUAUUAUUAGAGUUGAAAGAGAAUUAUACAGAUUUAUUCCUUUAAUUCGAUUUUAUGAUAUUGAACCUGCAGAUUUCUUUUACAAAGUUUAUUGCUACAAAGACGUCUUACCGCAAGAUUUAAUUCAUGAUCUUUUGGAAUACCACAUUGUUCCUAACAUAAAACCUAAAACUAAUUUACCACCUUCAAGAAAACCAAAUUUAAAGUAUCAUCUUGAUUCAACCUUGAUUGAAUCAAAACAUAUUCCUAUUUUUGCUUCAUGGGUUGAGAGAAAAAAUUCUUCACAUUAUAAUAUGAAAAAUAUUCCAUAUGAUUUGAAAUUAUUAUAUCGUUCAGAUCGGGAUGGAACUGACACUAAAACUUUUCAUAUAAAUUGUGACAAUAAAGGAGCUACUAUUUGGGUAGCAAAAAUUAAAGAUUCUACACAAAUAAUUGGAGGGUAUAAUCCACUUGAUUGGGAUGAAGUUUCAUAUUGGAAAACUACAGGAGAUAGCUUUAUUUUUAAUUUUACUGAUGGAAAAAAUAUAUCUACUUCAAAAGUAAGCUAUGUUAAUAAUCGGGAGUAUGCUGUUUUUUGUCAUGAUACUUAUGGACCAACCAUGGGCAAUUUGCACUGCAACCUGAAUGGUUGGUCUAAUGUUAAUCGGGGUGAUGGAGAUCGUUAUCCUAAUAUAGGAAUUCCAGAAAAUAAUUUCAAAGUAGAAUAUUAUGAAGUAUUUCAAGUAAUUAAUAAAUAAAAAUCAAAUGUAGAAAAUUCAUUAAUG
This is a messenger RNA of Rhizophagus irregularis DAOM 181602=DAOM 197198, 1440 nucleotides long. Lineage: Eukaryota; Fungi; Glomeromycota; Glomeromycetes; Glomerales; Glomeraceae. The record is from RefSeq and is a predicted model, not a curated record.